GGGUCCAAGCAACAUGCACAAGCUUAUGUCUAUUGUCAAUGGCAAAGAGCCCAACAAGAUCACGAUCAUCCCUGUCUCCAACAUAAAUCUCAGUGGCAUGGAUUCCUGGAAGCAAAGACAGGCAGUGAUUGUUACCAUGGACCCAUACCAGGUCUACCUCUACCAAAGCUUCACCACUUUCACUGGGACCAGGGUCAAAGCCAAGCUCCCUGUGGCAGUCCUGGGGGGACACGAGUGCGUUGCAGAUGGAGGCCGCUGCAAUCACGUCUACGAACAACUGCUACCAGUGCAGAGCCUCUCCACCAAUUACCUGGUUCCUUCCAUGCACAUGUCCAAUUCAACUGACUUUGUAAACAUUGUGGCCUCAGAGGACAACACUCUAGUGAAGAUCUUUGAGGGAAAGGUAUCCACUGCUAAAGAGCUGAAAGCGGGGCAGGCGUAUGUGGUUUCUGUCCAACCUAAAUAUCCGCUGAUCAUCAAAAGUGAUAAGAAGGUCAUGGUGAUGUACUUCAGCAACAACAAGCCCUACGAUCCGUUCCUCACCAACAUCCUCCCAACGUCUGAUCUUGCCAACGAGUGGUCGGUGGACACGCAGAGCAAAUUCGAGAGCACAUUGGUCAUUGUCUCCGAGAGGGAAGGGAUCAACACCGUUAAAGUCUGUGAGAAAAAUACAUGUGUGAAAUCUCUCCAAUGGACAUUAUUCAACUCAGACCCUAAGUACAUGUGGGUAAAUAUUCCAUUGGGAGAGAAGCAACAGCAUUUCUCCAUCAAAGGCGACUCACUCAUGGCUGUUUACAUUUAUGGUGGCAUGCCAAGAGACGGCUAUGCUACAACAGGAGUAUGUUCCAAAGGCACUGCCCCACCCACACUACCACCAGACCCAUGUGAGAAAGUCAAAUGCAGAGAAAAAGAAGAAUGUACAAAGGGGGUUUGUGUCCACAUCUCCAAAGCCACCUGCAGGGCUGUGGGGGACCCCCACUACCUCACCUUUGAUGGGGAGCGGUUUGACUUCCAGGGCACCUGCUCUUACGUCAUGGCCACGGUUGUUAAAUCUGAACCUGGUCUCAUCCCGUUCACUGUCCUGACCAAGAACAACCACAGAGGGAACAAGAGGGUGUCUUUCGUAAGGAAAGUCUCAGUCACAGUCUAUGGGCUGACUGUUGUGAUCAGCACGCAUAAAGGGAAGGUUGAGGUGAAUGGUGAGGAUGUCUACCUGCCUGUGACCCUGGCCGGAGGAAACCUAACGGUGGUGUAUAGUGGCAGCUAUGCUGUUCUGAAGACAAACUUUGGCCUGAAGGUUAUGUACGACUGGAACAUGAAGUUCUACAUCACUGUCCCCAGCAGCUACUUCCGCACCCUGGGUGGGCUCUGUGGGAACUACAACGGGGAUCACAACGACGAGUUCACUAACCCCAAAGGUAACAAGGAACCCACAGUGGUGAAAUUUGCCCAGAGCUGGAGAACUGAAGAUGGCGACUUGUUCUGUCAUGAUGACUGUCAAGGGGAAUGUCCUAUCUGCACUCCGGCUCUCCAACAGAAAUACAAGGAAGAAAAGUUAUGUGGUCUCUUGGCCAAAAAAGACGGCCCAUUCGCAAGCUGCCACAAGGUCCUGGACCCAGGCGUGUUCAUGGACAACUGUGUAUUUGACGUCUGCAUCAAUAAAGGCAUCUACCAGUUCCUCUGUGAGAACAUGAAAAGCUACAAUGAUGCCUGCUUGGCUGAGGGAGUCAAAAUAAGCCCUGAGUGGAGGACAAUCACUGCAUGCCCACUGGAAUGUCCAUCAAACAGCUAUUAUGAGGCAUGUGGCACAGCUUGCCCUGCAUCUUGUUCAGAUCUAGCUGCCGAAGCAAAGUGCAAGGAACCCUGUGUGGAGACCUGUCAAUGCAACAAGGGCUUUGUCCUCAGUGGAGACAAAUGCGUCUCCAAGGAGAGCUGUGGCUGCUCUUAUGAAGGACGAUACUACCCGUCUGGAAUGAAGUUCUGGGAAGAUGACAAAUGCACCAAGCAGUGUGAAUGCAAUCCAGCAACAGCCAAGGUUGAAUGCAAAGCAACAGCAUGCAAGAAAUCAGAGGUGUGUGGCCUGCAGAGUGGUAAGAUAGAUUGUUACCCAACAUCUUAUGCCACCUGCCAAGGUUCAGGCGACCCCCACUACCGUACGUUUGAUGGCAAGAGGUUCGACUUCCAGGGAACGUGUACUUACGUUCUCUCCAAAUUGGUCAGUAAAGACGACAAGUCUCUGACGCCUUUUGAGGUGCUUGUAAAGAAUCAGAAUAGGGGGAGGAACACGGCAGUGUCUUACACAAAGACAGUCACCAUCACUGUCUUCAGAAACAUCAUCAUCAUGAGUAGGGACAACCCUGGCAAAGUAUUGGUCAACAACCAGUAUGUGAACUUGCCAUUUGAUGUAGAAGACGGCCAACUGUCCAUCUUCCGCAGUGGGUAUUUCGGGGUGGUGAAGACCAAAUUUGGCCUGACACUGAAGUUCAACUGGAACAGCCACGUCUCCCUAACCCUCCCCAGCACCUACUCAAACCUCAUCGGAGGGCUCUGCGGAAACUGGAAUGGCCAACGGAACGACAAUCUCCUCAAACCAGACAGGAGCCCUGCUAACACCCCAACUGUAUUCGGGGACAGCUGGAAAGUGGGGAACGACCCUGGCUGCUCCAGCGACUGUGACGGCAAGAAGUGCCCCACCUGUGACCACAGCCUGAUGCUAGAUUACCAAACAGGGAAAUAUUGUGGCAGGAUCACAGACAAAAACGGUCCGUUCAAGCACUGCCACGCCAAGGUGGACCCCAGAGAGUACUAUGAGGACUGUGUGUUUGAUAUGUGUAUGUACCGUGGCCAUGCCUCUGCCCUCUGUAACGCCCUCAGCACCUACACCACCGCCUGCCAGGAUGCCCCUGCCAAGGUGGAACAGUGGAGGUCGGACAGCUUCUGUUCGUCUUCCUGUAAGACCAACAGCCACUAUGAGGUGUGUGCCUCAGGCUGCCCCCAGACCUGCAGCGGCCUCGAUGAGCCUGAGAGCUGUGGGAACUCCCUGUGCACUGAGGGAUGUGUCUGUGACGAAGGGUUCAUACUGAGUGACAGCGAGUGUGUGCUGCUGGCUGAAUGUGGCUGCGUUCACCAAGGCCAGUACUACCAGAUGGGCCAGGUGUUCUUCCCCAACGGCCAGUGCAAAGAGCGCUGUGUGUGUAACAAGGAUGGAGACGUGGAGUGUAAUCUAAAGUUUGCCUGCGGUCCCAGUGAAAAGUGCCAGGUCCAAGACGGGGUGCAGGCCUGUGUACCCAUGAGCACGGGCACCUGCCAUGUGAGCGGGGCCAGGAGAUUCCACUCGUUCGAUGGCAGCUGCUUCAGCCUACACGGGGACUGUGUGUACAAAAUGUCAGAGGUUGUGGAGAAAGACGGAUCGAUGGCUCCAUUUGUUGUAUCAGUGCAGCAGUUGACCAAGAUGGAUGAUGCAAUGGUCACCAGGAGGGUUGACAUACAGGCCUACAAAUACAAGAUAUCUAUGUCUCCCAGAGUUAUAUGGGAAAUAAUGGUGGAUGACGUUACAGCAAAUCUCCCACUGUCACUCGGAGAUGGAAAGGUCAGGGCCUACCAGAACGGCAUUAACAUCGUCGUGGUAACAGACUUUGGCUUGAUGGUGACCUACGACACCGUUGCUGGCGCCAUCAUACAGCUUCCAUCCAUUUACAAAGGUGUUACCGGUGGUCUCUGUGGCAACUAUAAUGACAAGAAGGAGGAUGACUUCCUGCUGCCCAGUGGGUUGCAGGAGCCGUCUGUGGAGAAGUUUGCAGCGGGGUGGUUGGUGGUUCAGGAAGGGGUCAAAUGUCAGACAGGAUGUGACGGUGGCUUGAAGUGUCCUCCCACCAGUGGACCCCCACCGGCUUGUAGCAUCAUGAAGUCAACCAAGGGUCCAUUUGCCCAAUGCCAUGCUGUUGUGCCACCACAAGAGCACUUUGAGGAGUGCAUGAAGGAGGGAGAGGGUGGGGAUGCCCUGUGCCGCCACUUACAGACAUAUGUGACUUUCUGUCAGGUAUCCGGUGGCCUUGUCAGCAGCUGGAGAUCUGACCAGUUUUGUCCUCUGACGUGUCCAGCUAACAGUCACUAUGAGUUGUGUGCCGACACCUGUUCUUCUACCUGUUACUCUCUCAGCGAGUCUCCAAAAUGCCCACUAUGCCAGGAGGGCUGCCAGUGUAACGACGGCUUUGUGUUUGAUGGUGGCAAGUGUGUCCUACUGGAGAACUGUGGCUGUGUGGUUGAUGGACACUAUUACAAGUCUGGCCAGUCUGUGAUCCUGAGCAACUGUUCUGAGACCUGCAGCUGUGCCGCAGGAGUGUUCACCUGCAAGAACUCACAGUGCAAAGAGGGUCAGAAAUGUGGGAUGAAGAAUGGAGUCAUGGACUGCUACAGCAUAGACCCCUGUGAGGACACUGAGUGCCGUGAGAAAGAAAACUGUGUGGUGAUGAACAGUAAGGCGAUAUGUGUGGCCCAGUCCACGGCCACCUGCAGGGCUGUGGGGGACCCCCACUACCUCACCUUUGAUGGGGAGCGUUUUGACUUCCAGGGCACCUGCUCUUACGUCAUGGCCACGGUUGUUAAAUCUGAACCUGGUCUCAUCCCGUUCACUGUCCUGACCAAGAACAACCACAGAGGGAACAAGAGGGUGUCUUUCGUGAGGAAAGUCUCAGUCACAGUCUAUGGGCUGACUGUUGUGAUCAGCACGCAUAAAGGGAAGGUUGAGGUGAAUGGUGAGGAUGUCUACCUGCCUGUGACCCUGGCCGGAGGAAACCUAACGGUGGUGUAUAGUGGCAGCUAUGCUGUUCUGAAGACAAACUUUGGCCUGAAGGUUAUGUACGACUGGAACAUGAAGUUCUACAUCACUGUCCCCAGCAGCUACUUCCGCACCCUGGGUGGACUCUGUGGGAACUACAACGGGGAUCACAACGACGAGUUCACUAACCCCAAAGGUAACAAGGAACCCACAGUGGUGAAGUUUGCCCAGAGCUGGAGAACUGAAGAUGGCGACUUGUUCUGUCAUGAUGACUGUCAAGGGGAAUGUCCUAUCUGCACUCCGGCUCUCCAACAGAAAUACAAGGAAGAAAAGUUAUGUGGGGUCAAAAUUAGCCCUGAGUGGAGGACAAUCACUGCAUGCCCACUGGAAUGUCCAUCAAACAGCUAUUAUGAGGCGUGUGGCACAGCUUGCCCUGCAUCUUGUUCAGAUCUAGCUGCCGAAGCAAAGUGCAAGGAACCCUGUGUGGAGACCUGUCAAUGCAAGAAGGGCUUUGUCCUCAGUGGAGACAAAUGCAUCUCCAAGGAGAGCUGUGGCUGCUCUUAUGAAGGACGAUACUACCUGUCUGGAAUGAAGUUCUGGGAAGAUGACAAAUGCACAAAGCAGUGUGAAUGCAAUCCAGCAACAGCCAAGGUUGAAUGCAAAGCAACAGCAUGCAAGAAAUCAGAGGUGUGUGGCCUGCAGAGUGGUAAGAGAGAUUGUUACCCAACAUCUUAUGCCACCUGCCAAGGUUCAGGCGACCCCCACUACCGCACGUUUGAUGGCAAGAGGUUCGACUUCCAGGGAACGUGUACUUACGUUCUCUCCAAAUUGGUCAGUAAAGACGACAAGUCUCUGGCGCCUUUUGAGGUGCUUGUAAAGAAUCAGAAUAGGGGAAACACGGCAGUGUCUUACACAAAGACAGUCACCAUCACUGUCUUCAGAAACAUCAUCAUCAUGAGUAGGGACAACCCUGGCAAAGUAUUGGUCAACAACCAGUAUGUGAACUUGCCAUUUGAUGUAGAAGACGGCCAACUGUCCAUCUUCCGCAGUGGGUAUUUCGGGGUGGUGAAGACCAAAUUUGGCCUGACACUGAAGUUCAACUGGAACAGCCACGUCUCCCUAACCCUCCCCAGCUCCUACUCAGACCUCAUCGGAGGGCUCUGCGGAAACUGGAACGGCCAACGGAACGACAAUCUCCUCAAACCAGACAGGAGCCCUGCUAACACCCCAACUGUAUUCGGGGACAGCUGGAAAAAAUGCCCCACCUGUGACCACAGCCUGAUGCUAGAUUACCAAACAGGGAAAUAUUGUGGCAGGAUCACAGACAAAAACGGUCCGUUCAAGCACUGCCACGCCAAGGUGGACCCCAGAGAGUACUAUGAGGACUGUGUGUUUGAUAUGUGUAUGUACCGUGGCCAUGCCUCUGCCCUCUGUAACGCCCUCAGCACCUACACCACUGCCUGCCAGGAUGCCCCUGCCAAGGUGGAACAGUGGAGGUCGGACAGCUUCUGUCCGUCUUCCUGUAAGACCAACAGCCACUAUGAGGUGUGUGCCUCAGGCUGCCCCCAGACCUGCAGCGGCCUCGAUGAGCCUGAGAGCUGUGGGAACUCCCUGUGCACUGAGGGAUGUGUCUGUGACGAAGGGUUCAUACUGAGUGACAGCGAGUGUGUGCUGCUGGCUGAAUGUGGCUGCGUUCACCAAGGCCAGUACUACCAGAUGGGCCAGGUGUUCUUCCCCAACGGCCAGUGCAAAGAGCGCUGUGUGUGUAACAAGGAUGGAGACGUGGAGUGUAAUGUAAAGUUUGCCUGCGGUCCCAGUGAAAAGUGCCAGGUCCAAGACGGGGUGCAGGCCUGUGUACCCAUGAGCACGGGCACCUGCCAUUUGAGCGGGGCCAGGAGAUUCCACUCGUUCGAUGGCAGCUGCUUCAGCCUACACGGGGACUGUGUGUACAAAAUGUCAGAGGUUGUGGAGAAAGACGGAUCGAUGGCUCCAUUUGUUGUAUCAGUGCAGCAGUUGACCAAGAUGGAUGAUGCAAUGGUCACCAGGAGGGUUGACAUACAGGCCUACAAAUACAAGAUAUCUAUGUCUCCCAGAGUUAUAUGGGAAAUAAUGGUGGAUGACGUUACAGCAAAUCUCCCACUGUCACUCGGAGAUGGAAAGGUCAGGGCCUACCAGAACGGCAUUAACAUCGUCGUGGUAACAGACUUUGGCUUGAUGGUGACCUACGACACCGUUGCUGGCGCCAUCAUACAGCUUCCAUCCAUUUACAAAGGUGUUACCGGUGGUCUCUGUGGCAACUAUAAUGACAAGAAGGAGGAUGACUUCCUGCUGCCCAGUGGGCUGCAGGAGCCCUCUGUGGAGAAGUUUGCAGCGGGGUGGUUGGUGGUUCAGGAAGGGGUCAAAUGUCAGACAGGAUGUGACGGUGGCUUGAAGUGUCCUCCCACCAGUGGACCCCCACCGGCUUGUAGCAUCAUGAAGUCAACCAAGGGUCCAUUUGCCCAAUGCCAUGCUGUUGUGCCACCACAAGAGCACUUUGAGGAGUGCAUGAAGGAGGGAGAGGGUGGGGAUGCCCUGUGCCGCCACUUACAGACAUAUGUGACUUUCUGUCAGGUAUCCGGUGGCCUUGUCAGCAGCUGGAGAUCUGACCAGUUUUGUCCUCUGACGUGUCCAGCUAACAGUCACUAUGAGUUGUGUGCCGACACCUGUUCUUCUACCUGUUACUCUCUCAGCGAGUCUCCAAAAUGCCCACUAUGCCAGGAGGGCUGCCAGUGUAACGACGGCUUUGUGUUUGAUGGUGGCAAGUGUGUCCUACUGGAGAACUGUGGCUGUGUGGUUGAUGGACACUAUUACAAGUCUGGCCAGUCUGUGAUCCUGAGCAACUGUUCUGAGACCUGCAGCUGUGCCGCAGGAGUGUUCACCUGCAAGAACUCACAGUGCAAAGAGGGUCAGAAAUGUGGGAUGAAGAAUGGAGUCAUGGACUGCUACAGCAUAGACCCCUGUGAGGACACUGAGUGCCGUGAGAAAGAAAACUGUGUGGUGAUGAACAGUAAGGCGAUAUGUGUGGCCCAGUCCACGGCCACCUGCAGGGCUGUGGGGGACCCCCACUACCUCACCUUUGAUGGGGAGCGUUUUGACUUCCAGGGCACCUGCUCUUACGUCAUGGCCACGGUUGUUAAAUCUGAACCUGGUCUCAUCCCGUUCACUGUCCUGACCAAGAACAACCACAGAGGGAACAAGAGGGUGUCUUUCGUGAGGAAAGUCUCAGUCACAGUCUAUGGGCUGACUGUUGUGAUCAGCACGCAUAAAGGGAAGGUUGAGGUGAAUGGUGAGGAUGUCUACCUGCCUGUGACCCUGGCCGGAGGAAACCUAACGGUGGUGUAUAGUGGCAGCUAUGCUGUUCUGAAGACAAACUUUGGCCUGAAGGUUAUGUACGACUGGAACAUGAAGUUCUACAUCACUGUCCCCAGCAGCUACUUCCGCACCCUGGGUGGACUCUGUGGGAACUACAACGGGGAUCACAACGACGAGUUCACUAACCCCAAAGGUAACAAGGAACCCACAGUGGUGAAGUUUGCCCAGAGCUGGAGAACUGAAGAUGGCGACUUGUUCUGUCAUGAUGACUGUCAAGGGGAAUGUCCUAUCUGCACUCCGGCUCUCCAACAGAAAUACAAGGAAGAAAAGUUAUGUGGUCUCGGCCAAAAAGACGGCCCAUUCGCAAGCUGCCACAAGGUCCUGGACCCAGGCGUGUUCAUGGACAACUGUGUAUUUGACGUCUGCAUCAAUAAAGGCAUCUACCAGUUCCUCUGUGAGAACAUGAAAAGCUACAAUGAUGCCUGCUUGGCUGAGGGGGUCAAAAUUAGCCCUGAGUGGAGGACAAUCACUGCAUGCCCACUGGAAUGUCCAUCAAACAGCUAUUAUGAGGCGUGUGGCACAGCUUGCCCUGCAUCUUGUUCAGAUCUAGCUGCCGAAGCAAAGUGCAAGGAACCCUGUGUGGAGACCUGUCAAUGCAAGAAGGGCUUUGUCCUCAGUGGAGACAAAUGCAUCUCCAAGGAGAGCUGUGGCUGCUCUUAUGAAGGACGAUACUACCCGUCUGGAAUGAAGUUCUGGGAAGAUGACAAAUGCACAAAGCAGUGUGAAUGCAAUCCAGCAACAGCCAAGGUUGAAUGCAAAGCAACAGCAUGCAAGAAAUCAGAGGUGUGUGGCCUGCAGAGUGGUAAGAGAGAUUGUUACCCAACAUCUUAUGCCACCUGCCAAGGUUCAGGCGACCCCCACUACCGCACGUUUGAUGGCAAGAGGUUCGACUUCCAGGGAACGUGUACUUACGUUCUCUCCAAAUUGGUCAGUAAAGACGACAAGUCUCUGGCGCCUUUUGAGGUGCUUGUAAAGAAUCAGAAUAGGGGAAACACGGCAGUGUCUUACACAAAGACAGUCACCAUCACUGUCUUCAGAAACAUCAUCAUCAUGAGUAGGGACAACCCUGGCAAAGUAUUGGUCAACAACCAGUAUGUGAACUUGCCAUUUGAUGUAGAAGACGGCCAACUGUCCAUCUUCCGCAGUGGGUAUUUCGGGGUGGUGAAGACCAAAUUUGGCCUGACACUGAAGUUCAACUGGAACAGCCACGUCUCCCUAACCCUCCCCAGCUCCUACUCAGACCUCAUCGGAGGGCUCUGCGGAAACUGGAACGGCCAACGGAACGACAAUCUCCUCAAACCAGACAGGAGCCCUGCUAACACCCCAACUGUAUUCGGGGACAGCUGGAAAGUGGGGAACGACCCUGGCUGCUCCAGCGACUGUGACGGCAAGAAGUGCCCCACCUGUGACCACAGCCUGAUGCUAGAUUACCAAACAGGGAAAUAUUGUGGCAGGAUCACAGAC
Oncorhynchus masou masou (cherry salmon) is the source of this 9652-nucleotide messenger RNA. RefSeq names its product IgGFc-binding protein-like. The record is from RefSeq and is a predicted model, not a curated record. Gene Ontology annotation, molecular function: protein binding. Lineage: Eukaryota; Metazoa; Chordata; Actinopteri; Salmoniformes; Salmonidae.